This is a messenger RNA of Ctenopharyngodon idella (grass carp), 686 nucleotides long. RefSeq names its product HOP homeobox (gene hopx). The transcript is spliced from 3 exons. NCBI's taxonomy places the organism in Eukaryota, Metazoa, Chordata, Actinopteri, Cypriniformes, Xenocyprididae. The record is from RefSeq and is a predicted model, not a curated record. Gene Ontology annotation, molecular function: DNA binding. Gene Ontology annotation, biological process: regulation of transcription by RNA polymerase II; cell differentiation. The coding region runs from base 239 to 478 and encodes 79 amino acids. Gene Ontology annotation, cellular component: nucleus.
GUAGGUAAACACCGCAUGAUCUCAUUUUCUGGGGUCUGUCGCACUUCAGAUCUGAUGUGACGUCACCCGGGGGCAUUACAUAAUGCUUUGAGCGAUCAGAGGCUGAGCAGAUGGAGUUUGAACAUCAUCAGCAUUUCCUCCAGGAGGCUGGCGUUUCUCUUCAAGACUUUGGACUUUAUUUGCAUCAGUCGAGCUGUGAUUUGUGUUUCCAGUCCAUUUGUCAGUUUGGAGUUGAAACAUGAGUGCGAGUGGAAACGCGAUGGCGAUGUUCGGGAUGCGUUUAGCGGACGAUCAGAUUAAAGUUCUGGAGGAGAAUUUCACGAAGGUCAGCAAACAUCCCGACGAGACCACGCUGAUGCUGAUCGCGGCGGAGUGCGGGCUGAGCGAAGAGGAGACAGCGAAAUGGUUCAGGAUGCGAAACGCUCAGUGGAGGAAAGCAGAAGGCCUUCCUGCUGAACUGGGAUCAGUGAAGGACUGAGGGAAGAUCUUCAUUCUUCAUGCUUCUUGCUCUUUUUCUCUCUGAUGUUCAGUAGACCUGGAGUUGGAUUUGUUUAAUUUUAUUAAAGUUGUAAUCUUUUGCUCGAAACAUAGUGAAUGUAUGCCAUGUAUUUUUAUUGCCAUAAUAUCUAUCAAAUGUACGUAAAUAAACUAAUGUAAGCAUCUGUAUAUAAAGAAUUACAUCUAUA